Molecule: messenger RNA, 3754 nt
Organism: Scophthalmus maximus (turbot)
Lineage: Eukaryota; Metazoa; Chordata; Actinopteri; Pleuronectiformes; Scophthalmidae
Gene: nfkb2
Product: nuclear factor of kappa light polypeptide gene enhancer in B-cells 2 (p49/p100)
Exons: 24
Coding region: 378-3110 (910 amino acids)
Biological process (GO): non-canonical NF-kappaB signal transduction; canonical NF-kappaB signal transduction; cellular response to stress
Cellular component (GO): cytoplasm
Molecular function (GO): DNA-binding transcription factor activity, RNA polymerase II-specific; protein binding; RNA polymerase II cis-regulatory region sequence-specific DNA binding
Source: RefSeq, a predicted model, not a curated record
GUGGACUCAGGUGUUUGCAGCUCUUCGUUUUUGUUUCGAGUCAGUUUUUCAGUUUUGCUGUGAAACAGUGGAACUGAUCAGUUCAACUCUUCACUUGUUCACUUGUUCUCUGGAUUAACGACCUGCUCCUCAGCUCACAGAAGAAUCCAGGUCGGUGUGGAAUCAUCAGUGGAUUCCUCACAAGCUGAUCUGGAGGUCAGAUCUGAUCUGUGGAAGUUCCCUCCAACUCCGUCACGUCGAGCUGAGGAACCAAAUCGACUCAUAACUUCAUCUGGCGUCUGCAGGAAAAUCCCCGAGGGAGGAAGAAGAAGACCAGGCUCCUGCUGCCGAGAGCUGAGCCCUCGUCUGCAUCACUGUCCUCUUCCUCGCCGUGAGUCAUGGCCGGAGCUCUGAGGAUGAGUGAAGCUCAGUUCAUCAACGUGUACGACAGCGACCUGCAGCUGAAUCUGAUGCCGUACGACUACAUUCCUCCAGUGGACAUAAAGACGGAGCCGUACAUACCUGAGACAGCUCACGGUCCAUACAUUCAGAUCAUCGAGGAGCCAAAACAGAGAGGCUUUCGUUUCCGGUACGAGUGCGAGGGGCCGUCUCAUGGCGGGUUGCCGGGGGCGUCCAGCGAGAAGAACCGGAGAACCUACCCGACCGUGAAGAUUAAUAACUACGUGGGUCACGCCCGGGUGGAGGUCCAGCUGGUGACCCACUCGGACCCGCCCCGGGUCCACGCCCACAGUCUGGUGGGACGCCACUGCACCGAGAAGGGCACCUGCAUGCUGGACGUCGGCCCCAAUGACCUCACCGCCUCGUUCAGUAACCUGGGAAUCCUCCACGUGACCAAGAAAGGUGUGGUGGAGAUUCUGUGCAAAAGGCUGAGAGACGAGAGGAAGAGACAGAAAGGACCACACAGCAACCUGACAGACGUGGAGGAGAGCGUCUGUCUAAAGGAGGCCAAGGAGCUGGGGAAGGUGAUGGACCUCAACAUCGUCAGGUUGAAGUUCACCGCCUACCUCCAGGACAGUAAUGGAGGAUUCACCCGAGCUCUGAAGCCCGUUGUCUCCAACCCCAUCUACGACAGCAAGUCUCCGAACGCCUCCAACCUGAAGAUCUCCAGGAUGGACAAGACGUGCGGCUCAGUGCUCGGAGGAGACGAGAUCUUCUUGCUCUGUGACAAAGUGCAGAAAGACGACAUUGAGAUCCGCUUCUACGAGGAGGACGAUGAGGGAGGCUGGGAGGCGUUCGGAGACUUCUCCCCCACCGACGUCCACAAACAGUACGCCAUCGUCUUCAAGACUCCGGCCUAUCACAGUGCGGAGAUCGAGCGUCCCGUCACCGUCUUCCUGCAGCUGAAGAGGAAGAAGGCCGGCGACAGCAGCGACCCUAAACAGUUCACCUACAUCCCGCAGGUCCAAGACAAAGAGGAGGUGCUGAGGAAGAAGCAGAAGCCGCUGCCUCACUAUGAACCCUGGAGAGGAGGAGGAGGAGGAGGAGGAGGACGAGGAGGAGGAGCCGCCGGGGGGUUCGGAGGUGGAGCCGGAGGAGGAGGUGAGGGAGGAGGAGGAUUCCAGUUCAGUCAGCAGCUGAACGGAGGAGCAGGAGGGGGAGGAGCCUUCUUCACUGGCGGCUUCGCAGGCUUCAGUGGAGGGGGAGGGGCUCAGAUGUCAGGCUCCACCCCUCAGACAGAUGUUACCCACCAACAGGGUGACGGACAGAGCAGGGCACGGCUGCGGCAGCAGCUAUGUCAGAUCGCCGCCCACUUCCGCAGCCGAGCGACUCAGAGCAGCCAACACGCCGCCACCCUGCUGCGCUACUGCAGCACGGGCGACGCCCGCAUCCUGCUCUCCGUCCUGAGACAAGUCUGCUGCGUCCAGGACGCCAACGGAGACACUCCUUUGCACCUGGCCGUCAUCCACCAGCAGACGGCCGUCAUCCAGCAGCUGAUCCACACGUUGCUCAGCAGCCGCCAGCAGAACCUCCUCAACAUGGCCAACCACCUGCAACAGACGCCACUACACCUGGCAGUCAUCACCCGGCAGGUGAAGGUGAUGGAGGUGCUGCUGCAGGCGGGGGCCGACCCCAGCCUGGUGGACAAAGAUGGCCGCAGCCCGCUGCACCUCGCGGCGCUGGCCGGAGACAACGCCACACUCCGCCCCCUGCUGGCUAACCUGGGAGAACGCCACGGCCACCUUGUCAACACCGCCGACUUUCACGGGCUCCACCCGCUCCACCUGGCGGUGAGGAGGGACGGGGAACGCUGCCUCCGCCUGCUGGUGGAGGGCGGAGCCAAAAUCAACGCGCCAGAGCAGAAGAGUGGAAACUCCGCCCUCCACCUGGCUGUCAGAGAAAACCUGUUCAAGGUGGCGUGCACGCUCAUCACGGAGCUGAAGGCCGACGUCAACGCCUGCACGUUUGGAGGAAACACGGCGCUGCACCUGGCGGCCGGUCUGGGCUCGCCCACGCUCUGCUCCAUGCUCAUCGCUGCAGGUGCCGAUAAGAACGUGGAGAACGACGAGCCGCUCUUCUUCCACAGCUCGUCAGAAGAAGAAGAAGAAAAAGAUGAGGACGGACCAAUCGCAGAGCCGGAGGCGGCGGCGGCCUCACAGCCAAUCAACCCUCGCAAGAGGCCGGCGGGACACACCCCCUUGGACCUCGCCCAGUGCCAGAAGGUCAGGAAACUGUUGAGCUCCAGACAGAGUCCCACGUCGAGUCGUCACGCCAACAAGAGGAUCAAAUCAAGCAGCAGCGAAGUUGGACCAGCUGCAGAGCGGGACGGGACGGGCCUGGACGAGGACACACUGUCCCGCUUGGUGGAGGUUCUGAGCGUGGAGGACGUCCCCUGGAGGAAACUGGCCGAGAAGCUCGGGAUGAUGACGCUGACGCACCUGUACCAGGACAGUCCCGCCCCCUGUCACCACCUGCUGCAGCACUACAGGUUGGGCGGUGGUCCGGUCCGAGGUCUGGUCGAAGCUCUUCAGAGUCUUGGUUUGUCCGAUGGCGUACGAUUGCUGCGGAGCUCGGAGCUGCCGGACGACAAACUCAACACAGACGCAACUGUCGACAGCGGCUUCGGCAGCCAGCCAAUGGAAGACGAGGAGCCGCAUGUGGCCAAUCAGUGAUGAGCAAGAAAGAAAAUCGGACAUCAGAGCAGCAUGUGGUCCUGAUCCUGGUCCUGGUCUGUGCAGAUGUGGACUUCACUGUGUAGACUGACGUCCAGCUGAGACGUUCACAGACUCUGUUCAUUUCAGCUGCAGAGACGAAGACAAAGACAAGACGACCGUCGUCAAACAAAUCAGUUGAACAGUUCCAGAAAGACCUGGAAGAAUUCAAGAACAUGUUUGAAAUAAGAACACGGCAGAAUAACUUGUUUUUGUCUGGGUUUUUCAUUUAUAUUUAUAUAUUUGAUAUAUAUUUAGUUUGUCUUCUAAUUGCUUCAGUUUAUUUCUGAGGGUUUUGUGACGUUUCACCUUGAAAGUCCUUGAAUCUCAUUUUAAUCUGUUUAAUGUUUGGAGGAUUAACGUAAACAGGAAAUCUAUGUUGUGUUUACUGUGUGUGUGUGUGUGUGUGUGUGUGUGUGUGUGUGUGUGUUGCCUUGACAACAGAAGUUGUGACCUGAAGAGCCGAUCGGAUUUUUUUCCACCUCUCUUAAAAACUGGAAUUUCCUACUUUCUGUCUCAUCGUCAGAGAAAUUAGAUUUUUUUAAUGGAAGAUCAUUUAUGCCAGUGAAAAAAUAAAAGUUGUAAAUAGUUUUUAAUAAAAAAAA